Molecule: messenger RNA, 5599 nt
Organism: Chionomys nivalis (European snow vole)
Lineage: Eukaryota; Metazoa; Chordata; Mammalia; Rodentia; Cricetidae
Gene: Dab1
Product: DAB adaptor protein 1
Exons: 17
Coding region: 583-2250 (555 amino acids)
Biological process (GO): lateral motor column neuron migration; ventral spinal cord development
Source: RefSeq, a predicted model, not a curated record
CGGCUGCCGCCGCCACUACUGCUGCCAGCAGAGCUGCUGGGAGUGAGCCUCCUUUCUCCCAGAUACCCAGCUCCGUGGCAUCUCCCGCUCCUUGGCCCCGCACGGACCUCCCUGCCCUAGGGAACAAAAGCAGAGUCCGGACGCCCUGUUCUGCAACCAUAGGAUGAUGAGUCUAGAGGGCUGAGCUGGCAGUGUGGUCCUCAGCGGCUGGAAGCUGCCCCCUGCCUCUUCUCCAUGAUUCCUGCCUUGUGGGCCUGGCAGUCUCAGAAGAGCUUCAUUGAAUUCUCUUCCAUCGAGAUCCUGGGGAUUCACCUCCCCUAGCAUCACCCCUGAGCAGCCUGGACUCGCUGAUUGGACCAAUUGUUAGGAUACAUUAUUCAACAAGACAUGGUGGUGAACGGGAACUCUAAGUCUUCGUGAUUGAAGGAUUCUUUUGCACAACAAAAGCACUCCGAAAGAGUGAAUGACAUGCACGGCGCGGGGUGUCCUUUCUGAAGGGAGGAGCCUUUCUCUUGGAGAGGAUCCUCGAUGAGCCUGGCCAAGGCCCGGGGUCUGUGUGAAGAGGACUAAGGAUUAAGUAGGAUGUCAACUGAGACAGAACUUCAAGCAGCUGUGAAAACCAGCGCCAAGAAAGACUCCAGGAAGAAAGGUCAGGAUCGCAGCGAAGCCACUUUGAUAAAGAGGUUUAAAGGUGAAGGGGUCCGGUACAAAGCCAAGCUGAUUGGGAUUGAUGAAGUUUCCGCAGCCCGGGGAGACAAGUUAUGUCAAGAUUCCAUGAUGAAGCUCAAGGGUGUUGUUGCUGGCGCUCGUUCCAAAGGAGAACACAAACAGAAAAUCUUUUUAACCAUCUCCUUUGGAGGCAUCAAAAUCUUUGAUGAGAAGACGGGGGCCCUUCAGCAUCACCAUGCUGUUCAUGAAAUUUCCUACAUUGCGAAGGACAUCACGGAUCACCGGGCUUUUGGAUACGUUUGUGGGAAGGAAGGGAAUCACAGAUUUGUGGCCAUCAAAACAGCCCAGGCAGCUGAACCUGUUAUUCUGGACUUGAGAGAUCUCUUUCAACUCAUUUAUGAACUGAAGCAAAGAGAAGAGUUGGAAAAAAAGGCACAAAAGGAUAAGCAGUGUGAGCAAGCUGUGUACCAGACAAUUUUGGAAGAGGAUGUUGAAGAUCCCGUGUACCAGUACAUUGUGUUUGAGGCCGGACAUGAGCCAAUCCGUGAUCCUGAAACAGAAGAAAACAUUUACCAGGUUCCCACCAGCCAAAAGAAGGAAGGUGUUUAUGAUGUGCCAAAAAGUCAACCUGUAAGUGCUGUGACCCAAUUAGAACUUUUUGGAGACAUGUCCACCCCUCCUGAUAUAACCUCUCCCCCUACUCCUGCAACCCCAGGUGAUGCCUUCCUCCCGUCGUCAUCCCAGACGCUUCCGGGGAGUGCAGAUGUGUUUGGCUCUGUAUCUUUUGGCACUGCUGCUGUACCCUCAGGUUAUGUCGCUAUGGGCGCCGUCCUCCCAUCCUUCUGGGGCCAGCAGCCCCUCGUUCAACAGCAGAUUGCCAUGGGUGCUCAGGCGCCCGUUGCUCAGGUGAUGCCAGGAGCUCAACCCAUCGCGUGGGGCCAGCCAGGCCUCUUUCCUACCACCCAGCAACCCUGGCCGACUGUGGCCGGGCAGUUCCCGCCAGCCGCCUUCAUGCCCACACAAACUGUUAUGCCUUUACCAGCUGCCAUGUUCCAAGGUCCCCUCGCCCCCCUUGCAACGGUCCCAGGCACGAAUGACUCUGCCAGGUCAAGUCCACAGAGUGACAAGCCCAGGCAGAAAAUGGGGAAGGAAAUGUUUAAGGAUUUCCAGAUGGUCCAGCCUCCACCCGUGCCCUCCCGGAAGCCUGACCAGCCCUCCCUGACCUGUACCUCAGAGGCCUUCUCCAGUUACUUCAACAAAGUCGGGGUGGCACAAGAUACGGACGACUGUGAUGACUUUGACAUCUCCCAACUGAAUUUGACCCCUGUGACUUCCACCACACCGUCCACCAACUCACCUCCAACCCCAGCCCCUAGGCAGAGCUCUCCCUCGAAAUCAUCAGCGUCCCACGCCAGUGAUCCAACCACAGAUGACAUCUUUGAAGAAGGCUUUGAAAGUCCCAGCAAGAGUGAAGAACAAGAGGCUCCUGAUGGAUCACAGGCCUCCUCCACCAGUGAUCCAUUUGGGGAGCCCAGUGGUGAUCCCAGUGGCGAUAAUAUAAGUCCACAAGACGGUAGCUAGAUAGCGCAGGUCUGGGAGCCAGAGCCUCUCUAUGCGCAGAUCAACAGACCUAAGAAAUAGCAUCAAUGCGAGCUCGUGGUGGGUGCUUCAAGACUGGCAUGGGAAUCAGCGGUGCCACAGGCUCUCUUGUGCUCUCACCUCACCUCAUCCCACAGAGAAACUCAUAGUCGCCCCGUGAAAACUGUCUGAAGAGAGAACAGAGUGGUUUUUGGCAACCAUCAGCAGAUACCUAUGGCAGCACAAAAAAAAGCAAAAUAAAACACAACACCCCCACAAAGAUAUUUUCAAAAUAAAUAAAAAAAUAGAACCCAACAUUGAUCACCAGUCAAGCUGAUGCUUAACCAAGAAAUACCUUGAGCUCUCUCAGCUGGGCCUAAAAUGCCCCAGAUAUGAAACCAUUAUUGUGCUUUUAUUUCGCUACCUGUUGACCACUGUAGAGACCACAGAUGUGGAGUGACUGGCAUCAGAGAAUUGCAACGAGGUUGGCACUAACUCCUUUUAGGCCAAAGCAAGGGAUCCUCUGUGACCACAGUGUCAUCAUCCAUAUGCCUUCUGGCUGUGGCGAUGUGCGUGGCAUCUCUCCACAGGGCCUGGUCUGCCAUCCUGUGUCCCCUGUCCUCCUCUUGUCAUGUUUGAGAAAUAAUGAGUGUACAAAUUUUUGUAUUGCUUUUGACUUUUUUUUUUUUAGAAAGGGGUGAAGUCUACGUGGGGGAGGGAAAGCCUCUUAUGAAGUGAAUUCACUCGAAAUCACAAGGCAAAACAAGUGGCUGGCUCUUCAUUAUACACAAGAAUGUUGCCAAAACAACCCUUUAGUUAUCCUGCAUCCCGAUGAAGAAAGCCAGCUUCUGGAUGGAACCUUCGUUCUGGGGAUAACAAAGGACAUCACAUCCCAUUGAUGAGAAAGAUGGAAAAUGCAUCCAGUUCCCCAAGAAGCUGUGGACUCUUGAGUACAAUAAAAUGAUCUCUUUAUUUUUCUGAUACUUCGCUGCUGUGAUGCUGUGCGGACAAGUGUCUUCUCCAUGCGCCAUUUUCAAAGAAAAGUCAUUUGCCAAAUAAUUCUGAUACAAUUCUGGUAAUAUGGUUUUGGAUCUUAGAAACCAGCUUUCUCAUGGUGACAUUCAACGUAACAAACUGACGCUGUGCUCAAAUGGUUCAUCUCUAUCUCUUUUUGUACAUCAGAAAAUUCAAAUAGGAUUUUUUUUUUAUUUUCUAACUGGAAAAGGAAAACCUUACCAUUAAACUCUUUAACUGUUGAAGGGAAAUGGCUUUAAGGAGUUCUGAUGAUGUAAAUAUGUCACUGAAGAUGCUUUUAAUAAUGCCAUUACACUGUAGAGAAGGUAGCAGAAGGAGUGUAAGGUGCAAAAAAAGAAAAUAUGAUGGGUGGGGAUCCCUCUUCAGUUUUUCUGGAAUGACUUGUAGGAAGUUACAGUUCAGAGACAGGCAGAAGUCUUGGGCCAAUCAGCAGCUAGUAAACAGGAGAGGACGGGGCUUCAGAGUUAACUUUUCUGGAGAGUCCUUACCUUAAGCCCAAGGGAAGAGAAAGGAGGCUCACAUAGGAAGGUUUCAGAUUCCAUAAAGCACUCACCUCUUGGCUCCCACUUCCGCUCCCAUCAGUUCCCUGGACAGAUUGUACGUGAAACAGAAGGAGUCACUUCCUGAUUUUACACAUAUGGGACAAAAGUCUACUGUCAGUUCAUAUGUCUAGCACACAACUUUCAUAAAGAAGCUAUAUAUUUUUACCCUAUAGAGAAUUGUUAUACAGGUCAAAUAUGUUUUCCUGAUGUUCCUAUGCAGUUACAUGUUGGAUUUGGUGGUUUGACGUAAAGAAGGAAACCCUCAAAAGUCGUGUGAUUGGAUCUGGGAGUAAUUAUUAAUUUGAAAAGUCAGAUUUACCUUGAUAUGAUUCAUUGACAUUUGCCUGUAUGCUUUGGCUUCUUCCUAUCAAUAGGAACUAAAAUGAUUUUGAAGAUGUUUUUAAAGUGACUCUCCACAUAAGAAUCACAAAGCAAUGUCAAGCUAAUUGUUAUUAUUUAGAGCAAACAUUUUACACUGGAAUAUAGAUAAAUGAACCACAUGUCCAUUAGCAAAUCUAUGUCGAUGCUACCUUACUGUAUUAGGUCCCAAGAACUUGAGAAAUGGGAAGAGUUGUUCACUGCCCUCUGGAGCUGCUUCCUAUUGGUACAGGGCUCCUCCCACAAUGUGUAUCCAUCUGUGAUGAGGUGCCCCUCUCAUACAAAGGAGAAAUAAGAAGGAAUAAUGGCCGAGAACUGUCCUGAAAGCCGUUCUGCUUCCCUGAAGUGUUAGCAAGAUGGGUGGUUGCCACAGGAGACAGCUUCGGUGGCUCUGGUGUCAUGGUGCCAAGUCUCCAUGAGUGGUGCUGUUGUCUCCCUCACUGUGGCUGUCUGGGUUUGUCCAUCAGUGUCACACCCUUAUCCCCGCCCCUCGGGUUACGGUGACAUGAAGCGAACUCUGACUGGGGUUGCCAUUCCAGAUAUACCAUCUGCAGCCAGUGUCUUAGCAGGUGAUGACAGCCCAGCCAAUGGUCACCCCUCCCUGAGCAUGACUGGAUUGUAACUAGAUCUGAGCUGAAGGAAGAUGCCCAGCUGACACGCUAAAGCGAGGAGAAGGUCGAGAUUUUUAACUGCCUUCUGCACUUUCAUUGGCAGAAUACCGAUUGUUCCCCCCAGGCACCGUUUGGUGAGUUCAGAACCACUGUCACCCCCCUACUCCAGGAAUAUAGUGACGUGUCCAAGCAGGAGCUGAGGUACCAAUGCCGAGUUUGGGGAGUCUACACGGGUCUGGUUAGGCCGAUGGAAAGAUUCGUGUGUACGACUCACUUCCUCAUCCUCUCCUAAGCACUGAAUUUGUCACUUUAAAUUUUGAAACCAGGGAAACGCCACCUGUCAGUCUGUCCCCAGUCCCCAUAGCUCCUCGGUCUCUCCAUGCCGCAAGACGUUUUUGAUAAAUCGUGUUCAUCCUAGCGUCUCCAGCAACCCCAUCAUGUGAUGUACCGGGCACCUUCCUUUAAGACAAUGUUUACUCCGUGGGUUCGGUUCCUUUCAACUUCUGCGUUCUGACACAUAUUUUUUUAAUAAAGAUGAGAAAGAGAAAAAUGACUGUCGCAGUACGUUUCUAGACCUGCUUAACCUUUACCUCACAUGACAGUCCGUUCACAUAUAUGGACACGUUAUUUUUAACUUUAUGUACAGUGCAUUCAACAGAACAGCAAAAUUUUUAGAAAUUUUCCAUUAAUUUCUGUAACACGCCAUGUAAAACGGUUACAAAUAAACAUGUUUGAGAACAACAGCUUAGCCUGGUCUUAUUCCACAGGUUUCCAGCAGCUAGUCAG